AUUAUACAGAGUUCCACGGCUCUUAUCGUUUCUGGAUCGACGGCUCUCGAAUUCUUCAACCGAGAACAAUACAGUGGCGAUCUAGACACAUAUUGCCAAAUCAACCGCUGUAAAACUGCGGGUGAAUGGUUUAUAUCACAGGGCUAUCUAUUCAAACCAAAAGAAAACCAAAAAAACGAUUUCACCGACGCAUUCACUCAAAUCCUGGAAACAGGCAAAGACAAUGAAGUGAUAGCUGUACCAAACGAUGUAGACCCGUCAGAUUACACUUUCAAUUCUGUGAAGACUGUCUGGGAUUUCGUUCGAGGAUCAUCUAAGAUACAGCUCAUCGCCACUGCAGGUCCACCUCUGGAAACCAUAUUUUGUUUUCAUUCAACAUGUGUAAUGAACGUACUUACACAUCGAGCUGCCUACUGCUUAUUCUCGAAGCUCACCUUGGAGGAGAAAACUACAAUGCUUAUCAAUCUUCGAGCACCUCUGAACGAACUUCAAAUGUAUCCAAUACGAAAAUAUCAGGAUCGUGGAUUCAACAUAAUGCAUACCCCGACGUUCGAACAGGCUUGCAAUCCAUCUUCAUCACUUUCAUUUCUGUUGUCCAGAUACGUCGGUGACAGACACUGCUACCGUAUU
Molecule: messenger RNA, 630 nt
Organism: Lentinula edodes (shiitake mushroom)
Lineage: Eukaryota; Fungi; Basidiomycota; Agaricomycetes; Agaricales; Omphalotaceae
Exons: 2
Source: RefSeq, a predicted model, not a curated record